AUGGCGAGAAAGAACAAGCAACACCCGCCCUCCAGCCCCGCUGCCCUAGUCUCCAACAAGCGCCGCCGCCUUGCUUCCCUCGACAAUGCCUCGCCCGCUGCACCUGCCGUUUCCACCGCUUCACCGAGUAGCACUUUUGCUUGUGCGACGGCACUCGCUGCUCCGGCCGUGCACAUCGUGGCAGGCUCGAAGAUCCAGGCAAAGGUCCGCGCCGUGCUGUCUGCGCUGAACGCUACAGCUAUGACUGAGUCAAAGCCACCUUCCGCGACUGACGCCGACACUGCACAAGACGGUGUGCCGCCUGCCGAAGCGAACAAAAAUUCCAGUGGCAUUGUACGGGUCGAAGCACAUGCCGCAGGCGCUAGCAAGCUCAUCACCAUAACCGAGAUCGUGAAGCGCACAUUGGAGAGCACAGGCAGGCCAUGGUGGACGUACACAGGCGUGAAAGGCACACUGGAAGAAUUCGAAAGCCGCGAGAAUACCCGUUCAGACCAGCAACAGCGUGUACUUGACCACGAUGCGCAUGAAGAUGCAUUGUUAGACGGAUCUUCCGGGGAAGGCGAUGAAGAUGAGGCCUUCGAGCCGACGGCCCAUGGACACAUGUCUGGGAAGAUCAGGAGCAUUCCACAUCUGUUUGUGUACCUAGCCACCAAGCCAUUGCCGCCACUUAAGGCUUUGUAUGGGGAGCAGUGUUCCGAAUAA
Lasiodiplodia theobromae is the source of this 702-nucleotide messenger RNA. RefSeq lists its product as uncharacterized. The coding region runs from base 1 to 702 and encodes 233 amino acids. The record is from RefSeq and is a predicted model, not a curated record. NCBI's taxonomy places the organism in Eukaryota, Fungi, Ascomycota, Dothideomycetes, Botryosphaeriales, Botryosphaeriaceae. The transcript has a single exon.